This is a messenger RNA of Didymella exigua CBS 183.55, 2121 nucleotides long. RefSeq lists its product as uncharacterized. NCBI's taxonomy places the organism in Eukaryota, Fungi, Ascomycota, Dothideomycetes, Pleosporales, Didymellaceae. The coding region runs from base 145 to 1929 and encodes 594 amino acids. The transcript is spliced from 2 exons. The record is from RefSeq and is a predicted model, not a curated record.
AGAGCCUCGUGCGCCUCAGGUUCUCAUGGCUGCAGAAACCGCCCGUUGCUCUGACUGAAGCCUCCGAAAUCGUUCGAAGCCCUAGACAUUUUUCGUCGCACAAGCUGAUUGCCGCAUGAGACAGUUUUUCUAUAAGUCUACAAGAUGCAAGCCGAUUGCACAGGUCUUCUGUCUUCGAAAGACGAGCGGCAAAACCAAGAGUCGCCAGUCUUGUCUGUCGCUGACGUCGAUUCCGACCACCAAAAUUCGGACUUCGAAUUGCUGCCUAUGAAAGUGCAAGCCAACGACGAAGACUCGGAUUCGACUACGCUCCGUGGUUUACGAUUUCUGACUACGCCAAGUCGUGCGCUGCUCCUCCUCAGACACUGGGGGUGGGAACUAGGCGCACUGCUGUUCAGCCUGAUCGGGUUUUUCGGCACGGUCGGAACUUUGAAAGCCUUUGAUGGAAAAUCGCAGCCAGCCUGGCCGUAUGCUAACAUAAACAGGGGUCUGGCCUGCUUUGGGGCAUUACUCACCGUUUUGGCUUUCGGAGUUGGUCCCACCCUACAACAGGCUAUCGUCAUGGACACUCGCUCUAUCUCUAUGAAAGAUCUUGCGACCAUUCCUUGGUCUCGGGCCUACUUAUGUCUACCGUCGAUACCAGGAUGGUAUACUUCUAUAGGCAACGACGUAAUCCCUGCUGACAUGGCAGGAUCUCUGUAUACAGGUAUCCACUACGGCUCUAUGUUACCAAGGCAGGCAUCGUUGGACCUAGUGCCGAAUUUUCCAACAACUGAUUGCGAUUAUCCUCAAUUCGAAUCGCUUGCAGUGUGUUCUGCAUGCCAGAAUCAAACCCAGAAGGUAGAAAAAUCGUGCUUCACUAAAACAUCAUUGAGCCCCCCACCAUGGUUCGCGCCAAACAUACAGACGACGCAAUGCAAUUUUUCUCUAGAGAAUGGCCUGCAGCUUAAUAAGUCUGGUUGUAUACGGGACAUGACUGGUAAGAAGAGAUUCCAAGAUGAAAGUUACCUCAGGUUGGACACAAUGACCAUCAGCGCCAUGCUGGACCCACUCGAGCCAGUCUCCAAUGCAAGCAUCGCCAACGUUACCAUGCUCAAUGCGUCUGUUAGUAACGACUCUAUUUCCGCGGAUGCUACCCAUCGUUCGCUUUACUGGUGCGUAAAUGAGUACAAGGCCUCUGUCAUUGACGGAGAGCUCGUCGAACAUCAGAUCAGCUCGGACGGAGAAUGGUUGUCAGUAUUUGAGAGGGCAACGUACUGGGUCCAACGACCGGCUACUCAGGGUAAUGAAACAGGGUACUCGUACUGGAUAGAUCCUGAAAGCUCGUCCAGGAUAUACUAUUGGCUGUAUCCCUUGUUCAUCGCAAGUGACAGCGAAAGUCUGCAGUUCAUAGAGAAAGCGAUAGACUGGGAGGGGGGGGGUGGAAAGUAUGAAGAUGACGUUCGUUGGGACCCCGACUCUUCCAGCAAUUUCAGCUUUGGUGGCCCUCCAGUGCCACAUCUACGAGACCUACUCUCGAGUAUACGCAAUGUUGGUCCCGAAGCGGUCUUCGCCAACCUAGCGAAAUCUCUGACAACCUACAUCCGCACGGACGGUGCUACCAAUCAUACUGAUGAUUAUUCCUGGCCAAUUGAUCCAGUCGUCGGAACAGCCUAUCUUAAUGAGGUUUACGUCCGUGUCCGUUGGCUUUGGCUCAUUUUUAUGGGCAUCAUGCUCAUAGGCACCAUCGUAUUUUUCAUCCUAACUGUCUAUGAGUCAUUCAGACAGAAUGUGGAGGCUUGGAAGUCUGAACCACUGGCCUUGAUGUAUCAUGGAGUUGAUCGGACCGAGAAAGAGCAGUGUCUCGAUAGCGUGGAAGAUAUGCACGAGCAAAGCAAGGAGAUUCGAGUCUGCCUUCAAGAAACAGGAUCUGGGCUGAGGCUGGAAUGAACGGACAUUUGAAGAGCUGGACGUGAAUUGUCUCAUGUUCACGGCAGUAAUUCAAACUCAGAUCACGUGGCGCAAGAUUUUCCUGCAGACCUCUUCGAUCACACUUCAAGAAGUCGCAAGGCUAGGUCGCGAUGUACAUGGGGUACUCAAUGUAUUCUGUCUCUAUAUCCAAUGUUCUUAUUCUGAUGCCGA